AUGUCCCGUAGGUACACGACGCAAGUUUCAAACAGAGCAUCACCUAACCUUUAUCAGGACAAAUGGGAGGCCAUAAUUGGUCUAGAAAUUCAUGCGCAAAUAUCUUCCAAGACGAAACUAUUUUCUACGUCAUCCACUUCGUUCAACGAACCUGCAAAUACAAAUGUCUCUGUGAUUGACGCUGCCUUCCCAGGAACCAUACCGAAGUUAAAUUCUAAAUGCGUUGAUCUUGCAGUAGCAACAUCCCUGGCGCUGUCAGGAAAUGUUCAAUUGAUUUCCAUGUUCGAUCGAAAGCAAUAUUUUUAUCCCGAUUUACCCGCGGCGCCAAUCUCUAUUGGUGGCAAGCUUAUGUUAACACACUUGGAUGAUCUUGACUACGAGACCGAAGUGAGGAUCAAGCAAAUUCAGCUUGAGCAGGACACGGGAAAAAGUAUUCAUGACGUGAGGCCCGUAAUGGCUCUAAUAGAUUUAAACAGAGCUGGGAUCGGAUUAAUGGAAAUUGUGACCGAACCUGAUAUAAGAGCGUCAAGAGAAGCAGGAUUAACUCUUCGAAAGCUGCAGUCAAUACUUCGCGCGGUUGGAUCUUCAGAUGGCAACAUGGAAGAGGGUUCCUUGCGUUGUGAUGCCAAUGUUUCUAUACACGAACCAGGGACCCCUUUUGGUACAAGAUGUGAGAUCAAGAAUUUGAAUAGCGUCAAAUUUUUGAUGGCAGCGAUAGAUGUGGAGAUUAAGCGACAAGUAAAUGAGUUGCGAAAUGGAAAUCCCAUCAUCCCGGAGACGAGAGGAUACAACGUCGCGGAAAAUAAGACAUUCAAAUUGAGAACCAAAGAAACGAUCACGGAUUAUAGGAUCACCCACGAACUAUACGGUCUCCUUCAUAGCAAAAAUAUUAAAUUCGCCAAGAAUCCUGUGUCAGUCGCUCAGUUGGGUUCAAUCAUCGACUGCAUUAGAAUCGGUGAAAUUUCUGGAAAGAUUGGAAAACUAGUCUUAGGAAAAAUGGUUUCUGGAGACAGGCGUCUAGCUCCUGAAAUCAUCCAAGAAAAUGACUGGAAGCAGAUAACUGAUAUUAACGCGUUGGAACUAAUUUGUCGGGACAUUCUGUCACAAAAUCCGGAAAAUGUAAAACUCGUCAAAGAAGGUAACCAAAACACUUUUACGUGGUUUGUUGGACAGGUGAUGAAAAAAACCAAGGGAAAGGCGAAUCCGCAGUUGACAAACGAACUACUGAAAAAAUUAUUGCAAUAA
Molecule: messenger RNA, 1245 nt
Organism: Acaulospora colombiana
Lineage: Eukaryota; Fungi; Glomeromycota; Glomeromycetes; Diversisporales; Acaulosporaceae
Source: the annotation of a GenBank genome assembly